Penicillium olsonii is the source of this 1674-nucleotide messenger RNA. The record is from the annotation of a GenBank genome assembly. Lineage: Eukaryota; Fungi; Ascomycota; Eurotiomycetes; Eurotiales; Aspergillaceae.
AUGAUAUGGAGCCGACUUACUCCUGUGAGGUCCCAUGCUAAACAUGGCAUCAAUCGAUUCACAAGGCCUCAACCUCGAGCUGUGGUGUAUACCCCUAAGCGGUUCAAUUCAAACCCUCAAAACACAGGCCAGUACACCCCGGAUCCCACCGAUCAGGAUGAUCCGGACGAGGGUAAGGGGAAGGGUCAAGGGCGCAACGGCGAUUCCGAUCCGACUUUCAAAUCUACAUUCCUCAAAAUGAUGGAGACAGCGGCAACAACAGCGGCAUCCAUCGCCAUCCUGGGUGCGGCGGGAUACGGGUACCACCAGUACUAUAAGUACUUGAUCCUCGAUAAGAUGGACAAUGCUUUCAAUCCCGGUGAUCCCGCGCUCGAAGUCGCGGGUGUUGUAUCCGGAAAGCACAAAUAUCGCCAUGAGGAACAUUGGGUGGUACGCAAUGAGCAGCCCAAGAUUGACGACAUAGUGGCUGGACGGAGAAGUGGCCACUACUAUCUCAUCAUCGGCGAGAAAGGCACCGGAAAAACCUCCAUGCUCUUGGAGGCCAUGCGCAAGAUCAAUGGUAACAGCUGUGCGAUGUUCGAAGCACACGCCGACCUCGAGAUCUUCCGUAUUCGACUUGGCAAAGCUUUGGACUAUGAGUUCCACGAAGACUAUAUUGGAAGUCUCUUCAGCAUCCGUGGACCUAGGGACACCACGGCCCUCUUGGAUAUUGAACGUGCUUUCAACAAGUUGGAGAAAGUGGCGCUUACUAGACGACGCGAAGGAUGCACUCCUCUGGUCUUGAUCAUCAACAGUACCCAUUUGGUCAGGGAUGACCAUGACGGCCAGGAUUUGCUUGAAAUGAUCCAGCAGCGUGCCGAGCAAUGGGCGGCCAGUGGUCUCGUCACCACAAUCUUGAACAGUGACGACUACUGGGUCUACGAGCGUUUAAAACGUUACGCGACUCGCAUGGAAGUCAUUCCUGUGACGGAUUUGCCCAAGGACAAGGCAAUGACGGCCUUGAAGAAAUACCGCCAGCAGUUCCACAAUGAAACACUCGCCCCCUCAAUCCUAGAGCAGGUCUACGACAAGGUUGGCGGCCGUCUCUCUUUCCUGAACCGCGUCGCCAAGUCCGAGAAUGUCACCAAGGCAUGCGAUGAUAUCUGCCGGGCCGAGAAGACCUGGUUCCUGAACAAGUGCUGGAUCCUCGGAAAAGAAAUGGACGACGAUGUGAUGGAUGAACAAAAGUUCUCCUCUGCCGCCAUGGUCCUAGCCAAGGCGCUGGUCGACCUGGAACAGGAGAUGGAUUCGAAUUACCACGAAGAGCAAGGACAUAUCUUGCCCGAGAUUCCGCUCCACAAAGCGCGUGAGAUAAUGACUCGUGCUGAUUUCAUCCAAUCCUACGACCACGAGAAUAUCUUCACCAUCGACUCGCGAGCGAUGGUGCGUGCCGACUCAGUGCCUAUGCAACGUGCUUUCCAAGAGAUCUGUGCUAUUGAAAACUUCGACAAGCACUUGGAUGGCACUUUGGAGCGCAUUGGAGAUAUCGAGAGCCUUGGCCGUACCCGUGAACUGACUAUCAAAGAUCUUUGGAAUAAUGGCAAGUAUCGCGUUGUUGUGCGCGACAACUACGGGCGCGAGAGUGGGACGGUAGAGUUUGCUGUGGAUGAGCCAGAGGGCGGAGACCAAGAUUAG